AUGGCCUCCAUCACCUCCGUCGAACUCAAUUUCCUCAUUUUUCGUUACCUCAAUGAAUCAGGUUUCACGCAUUCUGCUUAUACUUUUGGUAAUGAAGCUGCCAUUAACAAAUGUCCCAUUGAUGGAAAUUUGGUACCACCAGGUGCUCUUGUUACAUUUGUUCAAAAGGGACUGCAGUACUUUGAGAUGGAAGCCAACUUGACUUGCCAGUGUGAUGCAGAACUGGAUGAAGAUUUUUCAUUCUUACAACCUUUGGAUCUUAUCACAAAAAAUGUGCACGAACUUGGGCAAAUGAUUAGUGAAAGAAGGAAAAAACUACUGAAGGAGAGAAAUAAGGAAUUAGAAAAGGAGCACGAGGCUGAACGUGGAAGGGCAAGAGAAAAAGAAAGACAUCAAAGGGAGAAAGAAGUUGAAAAGGAUAGGGAAAGGGUAAAAGUUGCUAAAGAGAGAGAACAGCAUGUUAAUAAGACUGACAGAGAAGUGGUCAGAGAUCAAGAAAAGGUUACUGCAAAGCACGAAGUGAAUGGAGCAGUUGGAGGAUCAGAAUCAACGGACAUCUGUACGGCAUCAACAUCUCAGCCACGUCAAAUUCCCAGUUCAGAUGUGACAAUCUUGGAAGGGCAUACUUCAGAGGUGUGUGCUUGUGCAUGGUGUCCUUCAGGAUCUCUUCUUGCAUCGGGGUCUGGAGAUUCGACAGCUCGUAUAUGGGCAAUACCAGAAGGAAGAUGUAAGCCUGUUUCACAGAGUGUCCCUUUGGAUGCGUUGGUGUUGAAGCAUGUUAGGGGUAAAACAAGUGAAAAGACUAAUGACGUCACUACAAUUGAUUGGAACGGGGAGGGGACACUUCUUGCAACUGGUUCAUAUGAUGGGCAAGCAAGAAUUUGGACCACUAAUGGUGAACUGAAGAGUACAUUAAGCAAACACACGGGACCAAUAUUCUCUCUCAAGUGGAAUAAGCGAGGUGAUUAUAUUGUGACUGGAAGUUGUGAUAAAACUACGAUUGUUUGGGAUGUGAAGGCAGAAGAAUGGAAACAACAAUUUGAAUUUCAUACAGGUCCAGCACUUGAUGUUGACUGGCGCAGCAAUAUGUCUUUUGCCUCAAGUUCCACAGACAAUAUGAUAUACGUGUGCAAGAUUGGUGAUACCCACCCAACACACACUUUUGCUGGACACGAGGGGGAAGUUAACUGUGUUAAAUGGGAUCCCACAGGCUCAUUGCUGGCAUCCUGUUCUGAUGAUGUCACAGCAAAGAUAUGGAGUUUAAAGCAGGGAAAUUAUCUUCAUGAUUUAAAGGAGCAUUCCAAGGAGAUAUAUACCAUCAGAUGGAGCCCUACUGGACCUGGUACAACUAAUCCCAACAAAAAAUUGGUGCUAGCUAGUGCCUCAUUUGAUUCAACUGUAAAACUAUGGGAUGUUGAACUUGGGAAACUCAUCCACAGCUUGAACGGUCAUAGGCAACCUGUAUACUCUGUUGCAUUCAGUCCCAAUGGUGAGUAUAUAGCCAGUGGGUCUCUUGACAAAUCCUUACACAUAUGGUCGUUGAAGGAAGGCAAGAUUGUUAGAACAUAUGCAGGCAGUGGAGGCAUUUUUGAGGUCUGUUGGAAUAAGGAUGGUGACAAGAUCGCUGCAUGUUUUGCCAAUAAUAUAGUGUCCGUUCUGGAUUUUAGAAUGUGA
Vicia faba (fava bean) is the source of this 1674-nucleotide messenger RNA. Lineage: Eukaryota; Viridiplantae; Streptophyta; Magnoliopsida; Fabales; Fabaceae. The record is from the annotation of a GenBank genome assembly.